AUGGAUAGACAACAUCCAAUAAAAAGUGCACCACCUGAAGCACCUUUUUCAAUGGAAACUGCUUUCCAAUUACUCAUGUAUUCAUAUUCAACUUAUUGUGAACCAGAUCAAAUUACAAAUUGGAAUUGCCCAUAUUGUGCCUAUAAUAGUAGUGUUGUACCAUUAUCAAUGGUUCAAUUGAUUGAUCAUGAUCCAACCCAAACUUUUGGUUAUAUAGGUGUAACAGCUGAUAAAGAAUCAAUUGUAAUUUCAUUUAGAGGAACAAAUAUGGAAUCAUUAGAAAAUUGGAUUACAAAUUUAAAUUUUGCAAAAACCGAACCAUAUCCAGCAUUUCCAGGUGCAUUGGUACAUGCAGGAUUUAAUAGAGCCUAUCAAUCAGUUAGACCAAUUGUACAUCAAUUAUUGAAUUCAACUUUUGAAGCAUGUCCAACUUGUAAUAAAUUAAUUAUGACAGGUCACUCGUUAGGUGGUGCCCUUAGUGUAUUAUCAGCAUUGGAUAUUUAUGAAAGUUCAUUGACAACAAUGCCAUUGAUUUUAUAUACUUAUGGUUCACCAAGAAUUGGUGAUGUUGCUUUCGUUGAAUACUUUGAAUCUACUAUCAUGCAAAAUUACAUUAGAAUCGUGAAUGACCAUGAUUUAGUACCACAUUUACCUGCUAUGGCUUGGAAUUUUUAUCAUUUACCACAAGAGAUUUGGUUCAAUAAUAAAUCUGAUGUCACUCAACAUGUUGUUUGUAAUGAAUCUGGUGAAGAUGAAAAUUGUUCUGAUUCAAUUAAAAUUGCAUUAAAUAUUCCAGAACAUCUUGAAUAUUUUGGUAUAAACAAAAAUCAAUGUUAA
Molecule: messenger RNA, 837 nt
Organism: Dictyostelium discoideum AX4
Lineage: Eukaryota; Evosea; Eumycetozoa; Dictyosteliales; Dictyosteliaceae
Exons: 3
Coding region: 1-837 (278 amino acids)
Biological process (GO): lipid metabolic process
Source: RefSeq, a predicted model, not a curated record